AUGUCUUCUUUAGCAGUGUUUGAUUUUGAUCGCACAAUAGUUAAUGAUGAUUCUGAUGCAACUAUAAUAAAUAGAUUACGUGAGAAGAAGCCUCCGCCAGAAUGGGAAGCUGGAAACCACGACUGGACUCCUUAUAUGAGCGAUGUAUUCGAGCACGCGUACUCAGCUGGUCUCCAUCCAUCAGAUAUCCUGGACAGCAUCGCCUCCAUGCGCCCAAACCCUGGCAUCCUCGAGCUCAUCACCACUUUAGCCAAGGAGGGUUGGGAUGUUCUCAUACUAACAGAUGCUAACACCGUAUUUGUGAACCACUGGCUGAAAGUUCAUGGCUUACAGGAAGCCAUUACAGCAGUGAUAACGAAUCGAGCUUUCUGGAAACAGGACAGGCUCUACAUAGAGCCGUGUAUGAAUCAAACGACGUGUACACGUUGUCCAUCCAACCUGUGCAAGUCCAUAGCGCUAACCCAAUGGACCAAAUCCCGCGGGUAUUCCCGGGUGGUGUACAGUGGGGAUGGGAGGAACGAUUACUGUCCAGCCACCAGUUUACCACCAGACUCGAUAGUUUUUCCAAGGCAAGGCUAUCCCAUGGACAACCUGAUAAAGAAGACGCUCUCAUCUCCAAACCCUCAAGUCACAGCCAAAGUGGUGCCUUGGAGCGAUGCUUUCACGAUAUUAGAGGAACUGUUUCCGGGGAAGUCCAAAUUGUUUAUUAAAAGU
This is a messenger RNA of Brenthis ino (lesser marbled fritillary), 714 nucleotides long. Lineage: Eukaryota; Metazoa; Arthropoda; Insecta; Lepidoptera; Nymphalidae. The record is from the annotation of a GenBank genome assembly.